CUCUUGAAACGAUUUGAGCUGUAUGCAGUAUUAGUAGGAUUGGUAGCGCGAGGGUGUGGAGGUAGCGUACUUUUAAAUUUGGUCGUAGAAUAUUACACAUUUCAAUUCAACGCUGCCAUUUUCGUUUUGUGGCACGGUUAAAGCGGCGGUCUUAAUGUGAAUUUGCUUUAAUAUCUAGCAUUUAUUUAUUUACAAAGUGUGGAAAAUAUAUUGUAGUGCAUCUGUUUAUUGGAAAAACUUCAAGAAGUGACGAUCUUAGUGUUUAUAACACCGGAUAAUUGUUGACUUCUUUGGGUGGAGAGGUGAUGUACACGAGGUAGCGGAGCCGCUGUGCAGCCAUGCCGCUGCCGAAACGCUGCGUGGAGCCCGUGCAUGUGUCACGUGGCACGGUACCCGAGCGGCUUCAGGUCCCGUCCGAGCUUGAAGCCGUCACCAAUGGCACGCUCGCUAAUACUGUCAGGCAAUUGUCAUCGCUGUCCAAACAUGCAGAGGACAUGUUUGGGGAGUUGACGAGAGAAGCUACGAAUCUGGCCGAACGAACGAACGUGUUGCAGGCUAGGAUAGACCGACUCGCUAUCAAGGUUACGCAACUCGAUUCUGGAGUCGAAGAAGUAUCACUUCAAGACAUACAGAUGCGCAAGGCGUUCCGAUCAGCGCGGUCCUUCCAACAACAAUUGUUCUCGCGCAACUCUAUGCCGUCGGCCAUGCUAUCAACGUACGCGCGGUGCGACAGACCACCACCGCUCGAAAUGCUCAACGAGUUCAGAGACGAUGGAAGAGACGCGAGGAAGUUCUACACAGAUCCAGAUUACUUCUUCGAAUUGUGGCGACGAGAGAUGCUGCAAGAUACUGAGCGCAUUCAGCACGAUCGGGGGAAGAAGGUCCGCCAGCCCCGCAGCGGAGGUAACGCUGAGGGAAGAGGCGCGCGACGCGUCCGUCCGCCGCACUCGACGCGCGACCGCCUCAAGGAGGCCGCCGUCACGCGCGGGGAGCAUAUCAUGGCGCCCAGCCAGCUGCGACACUAUAACAUCGAGCCCCAGUACAAACCCGAUCCUGUAUAUCAGGCUACGAACAUAUCGGAGGGUGGGUACAGAGCGUCCCAGAACCGGCCGCCCUCAGUACAACCUGCGCGACCUAACUCCAUUGAAAUUGAAAACACACAGAAUAGACAGCCCAGGAUAACUGGAAAUGGACAUGUAGUGGUGGCUGAGGAGAGCCCGUACGGGUCGGUGGGCGGGGAGCCCAUCUACGGCGGCAGUGGGGCGGGGACGCCGCGCCGCGUGCGGCCCAGCGUGCCGCCGCCCGCGCCGCCCGCGCCCGCCGCGCCCCCCCACGCCGCGCACGCCGUCCACGCCGCGCACGCCGCCUCGCCCCCGCCUCUACACACUCCCACCAGGUCGGCGCUGCCCCCGCCGCCGCCGCCCCCCGAGGGCACGGUGUCGCCCCCCAUGAUGAACGGUGCCUCUCCGCCGCACCGCACCGCGCUCGAUGCACAUCUCGACCACAUGCACGCCGUUAUAGGUAUGAUGUCGUCAGAGGAGGCAGAUGGCGGGCUGAGCGCGCUCGGGGGGCUGGGCCCCGGAGGGCACAUGGUCCCGGCCGGCCACCCGGGCUCCGGCGUGUCAGUGCCGCCCGUAGCUCCUGCGCCCCCCCGCUGCCCCGCCGUCCCCGCCGCCGCCGCCCCCCGCCGAGGACCGGCCGCGUCCCCCCUCGCCCGGUGCCUUGCUUCGUGGAGCUUCCGCCCUCAAGCCACCGCGUCCCACACCCGACCCACAACCCGAUCCCAGAUCAGACUUGUUAAAGGCCAUUCGCGAUGGUAUAAAACUUCGCAAAGUGGAGAAACGCUGCGACGAGAAUACGGGACGGUACGACACGUUGCGGGGCGCGCCCGUGUUCCUAGACGUGGCCAGCAUCCUGGCGCGGCGCGUGGCCGUGGAGCUCAGCGACACCAGCUCGGGCGCCGACUCCGACUCCGACGACUCCGACCAGUGGACCGAGUCCCGGGCGUGACGUCGCGCCUCGCCCCGGCCCGAGCCCGGGCCGGCGCGGCGCCCCGCGUCGCCCGCGCCGCCCGCCGCGCCGGCGCCGGCCGCGGGCGAGCCCGUGCCCAUCCUGCUGAAGGCGGAGCCGGCGCCGGCCAGCGCGGCCGUGACUGGCGCGGCGCGGCCCGACGACACGAGCUACGUGCGCAACUCGUCCUUCCUCAGCCGCGACAUCGAGGCGCGCCAGGCUCGCCAGUCCUCCACGUCUUCGGCCUCCAGCCGCGAGCGUCCUCCCUCGCCCCCGCGUCGCGCCGACCCUCCCGCGGUUAAAACUCCUCCUAUUCCAUCUCCUUCAGUCAAAUCUCCUCCCGUUAAAUCUCCCCCCGUCAAAUCUCCACCCGUCAAAUCUCCACCCCCUGUUGAUUCCCCGCAGGUGAAGUCUCCGCCUGUGCGACCUGUGGCACAGCCUGUAAACAAUAUCACUUCACCUCCAUCGAGGAGGCCGACUCCUCCGAGGUCAGAGGUGAUUUCCCCUCCAGCUCCCGAUAAUAAGCCCUCGACGGUCCAGAAGAAUGAUGAUGCCCCUAGCACACCUCGCACUCCCUGGCGUGAAUCACCGGUUGCCAAAGAAGGACCCGUCAAGGUCGAAAAAUUAUCUCUCGUCUCGACAGAAGUAACUCGUCCAAUUGAAAGUAACGAUGUUGCGAAAGUUGAAGAACCAAAAGUUGAAAAAGACACCGAUAAGAAUGGUGAACAGACAGCCAAGUCAGAGGAAUCUAAUGGAGUUGGGGAUAAAAUUAAGAAAUUUGAGAAGGCGGCCGAGGACGCUAGCGGCACCACGGGCCGUUUAUCACGGCCUGGAUCAGUGCGAGGACGGCCACGAACUGAGAGACUCGGCUCGGACAAUAGCCGAGAGGACCUUCCACCACCUGCGACUCCCUUCAAGGAUAAUGUUCAUUUUGAGUUGAGUACUGCCCCGUCCGUUCUGGAACGGCAACUGAGUCUUACACGCAGUGCAGCGGCGCCUCCGCGUUGGCAGCGGUCUGACGGGGCCACAGAACCCGACAAAGUGCGCCCCGAGCCCCAGAAGAUAAUUAAACCAGAGUUCAAGCCGAUGCCUUCACCGGUCGACGUCACGAUACGCUCGCCUAGCCUCGGUGCCAAAAUUCCCGAUCAGUUCCCGUCGCACGGCACCGCCUUCCGAAACGUCGCUUCUCCCGACCCCGCCCGCUCUAGAGAAGUACACAAGGUCAACGACGAUGUAAAUACUCAGAAUAAUUUUAAGACUUGUAAAUUUAAAACGAAGGACAAAUACUCCGUGAGCAAAGGGUCGAGUUAUUUCACCAGAGGCUCCGAGGAGAUCUGGCUCGUGAAGAAGAAGGAUAUAGAAGAGAUCGAGGAAAGAGUGCUGGACUCGUUCAGACGAGCGGGCGGGAACGUGUGCGUCCGGAGCGAGUCCAUGCGGCCGGCGUCGGACGGCGGGCAGGGCGCGGGCGCGGCCACGCUGGGGCGCGGCAAGCGCGCGCAGUACGCGCGCAGCGAGUCGCUGGACCCCGCGUGGGGCGCGGCGCGGCCGCACACGCUGAAGCGGCAGGCGUCCGUGGCCUGCACGUGCGGCCACGACAAGAAGGCGCGCUCCAAGAGCGCCGCGCCCGCGGACGCGCGGCCCCGCUCGCGCUCGCACGGGGACGACUCCAACCAGGCGCACGUCCUCGACAAGUACGAGACGCUCGUCUAACUCCUUCGCUUCCUCCGCUCGCCCCGCCCCUUCCCUUCUUACUUAUUGUGAAAUUUGACAUCGCGGAAUGACGAGUACUUCACCUUUAGCUCUAUCUUAAUACUUAUACUUGAAUCUAUGUAUGUCUUGAAAGGAUCUUUCAUAUCUGUGUAUUCCAUUUUGCUGUGUCCUCUUCGACUAGUAGGUCACUGGUCAAUAUUAUAGGUAAAACAUGGUGCAUUGCAUGGAAUAUCGUAUAAUUCGUUUGAUAAUAAAUAAUAAAUUGAUGAUUAUAACAGACGAAAGGUUUAUUGGCUAGUCUUAGGGAAAGAUCGGACGGAUGUUUACUGAUUGUUUCAUAUAUAAAACCAAAAAUAUUAUAUACGCGGUAUUGAAUAUAACUGUAGUAGACGAGAAUGGAUAGAUAGUAGUAUUAAAUUAAUAAAUAUCUACUCUUCCUUUUGGGAUGAAUGGUGGCAGAAUGAUGUUUUAUUACGUUGACAAUAUGUAGCUGUCGUUUGAGUAACUUCACUGCUACUGUGUUUGGACUGAUGAGGCCCACCUUAGCACAACUUACUGCAUGGUGCUUAGCUUCUUAAUAAAUUUGAAUUUAUAAUAUUUGUCUUGACCCUGAAAACCGCUUAUAAACGGUUGUGAAAUUACGUUUGAGAUUCUUGAAAUGUAUAAUUUUAUUUAUGAAUUUAAAAAUGCUUUAAAACAGGAUUAUGAAGUUGCUAGUCGAUGUUUUGUAUGCAAACAAUAUAUGGUGCGUCGUUAUGAUUUAUGGAGAGUGUUCUUUCUAUUAUUCAUAUAAAGUCUUAUAAUAUAUCUUAUGAACAGUAAUAGUUUCCAUUAGGAAUGUUUGUUAGGUGGAAAAUAAAUUAGACGCCUAUUCCUACGAUUAAGAUUGCAAUGUUUACAGUAUAAUAAAACGUUUUGUAAUUUCAUAUAAUAUGUGACCUGCGUAUGUAGUGCCAAUUACAUAAUAUAUAACGAUUGUAUAUUUUCGUCAAAAUAAUACAAUUAACUUCCAUUUUAUACAUUUUGUAUCAUCACAAAUAGUGGAAAAUUAUAUUGGAUGAUUUGUGUACUCUAUUGUAAUUGUAUGUAGGUAAGAAAGGAAUCUCAAAAGUUUUCUUUUAACUAUAUAUAUAUCUCUAAACAGUAUAGUGUCCUGUGUGAGCUUUUUCAAUUUCCUGAAAUAUACAUUCCGAUGUGUUUAGUUGCUCACUGUUCCCACGCGACUGUGUUUAAUACGUUUUAAUAUUAAAAUGAGCAACGAAUGUGUACCAAAUUUUCUAAAUAAUGUAGUGUUGUACCUAGCUAGGCAUAAGUUUACAAAAUCGUUUUAUGUAUGUACUUUUCUCGUUCUUAUGAUUUUGUAUAGUGGGGGUGAAUAUUUAGUAAUUAUUUCGACACGAGAAUACCCCUAUUUACAAACCAACUUGAACUAUUCCUUUACAAAAAUGGUACCGACCUGGUACCUAAUGAUAGUUUUGAAAGUCAUGAAACCCGCCAUUUUUGUAAAUAAAGUCUUGUUUCUUAUGGAGUAAUCAUUGAUAUGAAUUCGAGUGUAUCAUGUGUAAUCCAGAAAAUAUUUGUACUAUGCUAUAUGGAGUUUGGAAUGUCUACUUUUGUUGCGUAAUAAUCAGUACGAGCAGCAUGUAGAGAAGUAGUGUAAUGUACGUUAUGGUCACGAUAAACUAGUAAGAGAUGUAAUUAUAGCUGUAAGGAAAUGAUAAAGCAUGUUUUAUAUUAUGUAGAAUACGAUCGCCUCUUUAUGUUGCCGUCAAUGGCAAUUGCUAAUUAUUUAUUUGCAUUUUUUCUUAAAUGUUUAUAAUUUUUAAUAUUAAAAUGGAAAGCAAAUUGUUGUAAUCGCCGAAUAGUCCACAUACGACGUCGCUUGCUGGUUACAAUGUGACUGCAUAUUAAUGUUCAGGAAAAAUAAAGCAAUUAAUUAAGCAGCUUGUAAAGUUACACGGUAACCAAUGACGGUGUCAAGCUGAAGUGCUUCGUAUCAUGGACUUCAUUGUGUAAUAAGAAUUAUAUUUUAUAAAUUGUUUAUUUGCUAAUACAAUAUAAGUUAAAUGU
Molecule: messenger RNA, 5790 nt
Organism: Spodoptera exigua (beet armyworm)
Lineage: Eukaryota; Metazoa; Arthropoda; Insecta; Lepidoptera; Noctuidae
Source: the annotation of a GenBank genome assembly